AUGACAAUCUUUGUUCAUGAAUUUAAUGCAAGAAUUAUUGCGCUGUUCAAGAUAACAACCGCAUUACGAAAAAGAUCACAAAAUGAAAGAUCGUACGAUGUAUUAAUGGGAAUUUUACCGUUUUCAUCCGAAUUUGUUGCUGAUAAUUGGAAUUGGUAUACGUAUCAGUAUUAUAUUCAAGGUAAAGAUUAUACUGGAGUGGAGCAUUCAAAAAGUCAGAAAGUCAGGG
Molecule: messenger RNA, 229 nt
Organism: Racocetra persica
Lineage: Eukaryota; Fungi; Glomeromycota; Glomeromycetes; Diversisporales; Gigasporaceae
Source: the annotation of a GenBank genome assembly